Messenger RNA from Microdochium trichocladiopsis, 2330 nucleotides. Its product is annotated as nuclear envelope protein. The transcript is spliced from 3 exons. The record is from RefSeq and is a predicted model, not a curated record. Lineage: Eukaryota; Fungi; Ascomycota; Sordariomycetes; Xylariales; Microdochiaceae. Gene Ontology annotation, molecular function: spindle pole body-nuclear membrane anchor activity. Gene Ontology annotation, cellular component: spindle pole body; nuclear pore transmembrane ring. Gene Ontology annotation, biological process: spindle pole body localization; nuclear pore organization. The coding region runs from base 260 to 2161 and encodes 633 amino acids.
GCAACAAGCGGCAACGUGCGCUGAAGCUCCAAGCUCCGAAUUUUCUAUUUACUUUCGAGACCCGCCCAAAACACCCAGUGGACAACAGCGACAGCACAUUCAGUCAACGCGGCCGGCCCAUCGACGACAAGCAACCAGACACUCCAGAAGCUUCACUCCCUACGACAGCAAGCGGCCUGCAAAAACUCACGUCUCGAUCAGCGCGGCUGUCCUGCCAUGUUAUAGCAACCUGUCUGCCACCAGGUUUCGCGCUGCAACCAUGGCUGUCCCACGAAGGGCGCCGUACAAGGACUUCCUCCAACCUGCACUCCAACGACGCUUCGCAUCGACUGUCGGGGUUCUCCUGGGUAUCGCCUACCUUGAGUCGCUGACAUUGUCAAGCUGGAACUCAUUUAUCUGGUCAUGGUUCCCCGUAGGCGUGCCUGGCAUCCGGACGCUGGGCAUAUUCGGCUGCGCCCUGCCAAUCAUUAUCCUUCGGAUUGCGCACUCACAUCUCGGCAAGCGAACAUCUGCGUCGCCAAUCGAAACAUUUCGACGUGAGAUCUCAUCACUUGCGAGCAUCGAAACCGUCAUUACCUACAUGCUCUCUGCCUGGCUGUUUAGUCAAUUCUAUCUCUUCUCGCUUCCCGACGAUGCCAACUUGAACUGGAUCACCUACCACAGCGGUGACCGAGCGCGACUGAACGAGCGUGCGCUAUUCUAUACCGUGCAUCUCAUCCUUCUUGGUUUCGCCUAUGGCAUAAUACACAUCGCUCUGGAUCGAGACAGGUUGUCUCUCGGCACCGUUUCACCGAAGACGGAUGAAGGGCCCGCAAAGUUGGUCAGGCAGGACCCAUGGGACAAACUGGCCAAGGACCUCCCACGAACAAUUGUGCGAGUCGUGCUCGUCUCGAUGACGGUGGGCGUGGUCAACUAUGUCUUCGUCUACAGCAUACUCCGACGAUCAGCCUGGAGCUGGGCAUUGGCGUUCUUCCGCUGGUUCUACAACCUGCCAAAAUCCAACAUCCCACCGCAAAGCGCACCUUGGAGCGUGUGGAUGCUGAUCCGCUCCCUGUGGGCUGGCUUUUUGUUGUCGCUCCUCUGGAGCAUCAGCGACGUGUUUCUAACGGUGCAGCUGGCCAAGGAGCCCAUCAAGAACAGCCAGCCUCUGACUUCCGAGUCCAAAGAUCCCAACGGCAGCCUGAUGAACGGCUUGAAGAGCAAGAAGCCUCGUCCUUCGGCAUUUGCCAUUUGGGAGCUGGCGUACAUCGCACGCGACUUUGACGACCGAAGAAAAGCCAUCUUUGAGGACAUUGACCGUCCAGAGGGGCCCAUGUGGGCACAGAUUUAUUCGAUCUGUAUGGACAAGCUGAAGACGAUUGAGAAGUCCAUCGAUGAGUACGGAAAGGUUCCAGCACCUGUACAACAACAAGCCCCCGCGCCCGCUCCAGCUUCCCAGCGCAUUGUGCCGCCACCCAGCAACGAGGACGUCUGGGCGCCGCCUAGACAGUCUACUGGACUCAGCAGUCGGGUUGGAGGAGUUGUCAAGUCCAUUGGGACGUCGCCUGGAAAGACUCCUGCCGAAUACCUGGGUACCGAGGCCAGGCGACGGAUUGGUCAGGCCACUGACCAGUACUUGACCAAGGAACAGAAGGAGAUGAUGAGCCCCGAGCACCUGAACUCGUCCGCGCGCAACCUAGCCCUGCGUGUGCUGUCAACACCGUGGGUCGGUCCUAUCUUCCACCAGGAUUUCCGACGAUCCCUGGUCAAGGCCGUGCUGGGCACGCCCUAUGCCGAGCCGAGUGUGCCUAUCAACGCCGCCUUCAUUCUGUCGCAACUCGCCGUGUCGAGUCUUGCCGAGGACAGAUAUGGGAAUGUGCAGAGGGAUGUGUCGACGAUUGUGCGGACAUUUACUGUACUCAUCAAGAAGCUGGAGAAGUUCAGCGCCGACUUCCCCGUCCACUGGACCGACUUGUCUGGGAAGCGUGAGUGUCCCGAGGUAGAUGCACUUCUGGAUGCGCUCAAGGACGGUCUCAGCCGGCUGGUAACGGCGUUUUCUCCGUACGCUACAGACCUACGCCUUAGCCGGGCGGAUAUGAGGCUGGCGAAGGAGGCUGCUGAGAAGCCGCUGCCAAAGCUGGUCGAAGCGGCGGGUGGGCCGGAGAUGGAGCAGGUCAAGUAGUGUACGUUUAUGUAGUUUCGACACGGGUUUGGACGUCAGCAACAGAUCAUAAAUGAGGAGAGGGACGCAAUGGCAGAAGCGGCCGUGGUACUACAACCCAGAUGAGAUAAAUCACAUAUAAUCACCUUACCAAUGGAUCCCGAGAUCGCAAAGAUGGGGUAGUCAAAAC